GUAAAAAUAAAAAAGUGACAAACAGUUGUAGAACGCGUUGGUAAUAACAGCGCGCAUUUUGUUUAAAGUUAAAACCAAUUAUUUGUGAAUAAGUUAGAUUUUAUUAAUUGGUAAAAUGUAUAAUCAACUGCUGCUAUCGCUGGCGGUGAGCGCGGUUCCAAUCCUUGCUUUUGCAUUUGUGGGAUUUUUACUGCUGCACAAACUAUACGUGAAAAUUCGCUCCAAUUUCGAUGUUAACGUAAAUUGCUGGUUUUGCAAUCAAAAUACGCGCGUACCCUACCUGGAGUCGAACAGCUGGACGUGCCCUCACUGUGAACAAUACAAUGGAUUCACCAAAGAUGGCGAUUACAACCGUGAAAUAUUUUCACAACUUGAUUGCAGCAAUUCAUCUGCAGGUAUAGCGAGGCUCGAUCAAUCAACUGAACAUGAUUCCUCAGAAUCAGCGCUGUGCGCUCCCAAGAAUGGGUUUUGUAACGAGUGCAAUGAAGCACAAAGGUUGAAAGUGGAGAAGCUGGCACAAUUUGAACCCACUAAGGAAUCACGUUUCGAUGAAGAACUAAAAGCUUUUAAAGUGAAAUUGGAGCAACAAUAUCGUUUAUGCAGCACAUGUGAACGUCAUUUAGGCAAAGUACUGCAUCAGAAGAAGAAAAUGGUUCUUGGAUCCAAAUUUCUUGAUUUCAUUAUAAAAGGUGCUGAAACAUUGAAACAACCACAUUUCAGCCAAGUCCGACAUGUGCAGCGGCAGCACUGGAAACGCCGUCUAUCGCUUCACAUAACUCUACUGACAAUAGUGAAUUUGUUUUGUUUGUGCUGCAUGUUGCCGACAUUGACGCGUGAGCAUCUCACAUCAAUAUUGGGUGAGCGAGUCGGUGAGCAGCUGUUUAUAGUCAUUUCACACGUGUUGGCAUUGUGUCGUGUGUUGACCGCAUACCUGACACAAAUUGGCGCGCAUCCAUUGUUUGAGAAGUGCAAACUGUUCUCGCGUACAAUUUUCAUGAUGCUUAUGUAUUCGCUUGGUUUGAAAAUGCCCCAAAUCACACGCAUUAACUUUUUUUCGCUUUACGUGCUGGCAUAUCCGUUCGCGUUACUGGGCAUAUCUUUCGGCUAUAAAAUUUUUGAUGGUUUCAAACUGACACGUUUCACCUUUUUGUUGGCCUUAUGGAGCGGUUUCGCCGGCGGUCUAAUGGAGGAGCAGCUACACUUUUCGCCCAACACUUUAAUGCUCAUCGCUUCAGCGCUAACCCUUUUCCUUUCGUUGACAAAUGAUGUUGAACUUUCGCCGAAACUUCAUGAUACUAGUACCACCAGCUUCCAUAAAAUCUAUUCCGAGGACUACCUGAGCGAUGAGGACACAAUUAGCAUGCUAAGCCAACAGUUCAAUUGCAGUAACGCAAGCACCGUUCGGUCGCCUUCAAUGCGUGUACGAUCAUCGCCACAGCAAAAGACUCAGCUUUGUAAAUCGCCAGUUACCUCGUCAACUCUUUCUUUGCACAACACGACAAGCACACAAUUUUCUCCCAACUCCACAUACAAAACCUCGUACUUUGAUCUGCCACAAAAUUCACACUCAAUUCGGUCUCAUUAUGCCGCUUCGUCCAUUGGCGACUUUAACUCUGCGCUCUCAUCCGCCACCUUGACCCCACGCUCGCCAUUUUUUGGUUCACACCUGGACAUAAACAACCAUGAACGUGUACGCUCGCCAAUGUUUGGUCAAAGUGGAAACUGCACCAACGCCUCAGUAUUAAAUGCAUCUUUCAGCGGUGAAUCCAAUGCACAUUUGUCAGCACAGAAGAACGGUUUUUACGGUCAAUAUCGCAUCGGCGGACCAAUGAGCCAGCGAAACUUCGCAGGAAAUUCCGGUGCAUUACACUCCCCAUUUUCAUUGUCCAGCAACACGGUGUAUCAGCGUCCAGCUUCGACCAAUUUACUCACGCCAUCUCGCUUCAGCACCACUUGUCUGGCACAAACGACUGACACGCCCUGGUUGUCAACCGGUUCGUUGAACCAACUUAACAAACAUUUUCCCGAACCACGUCAAACGAUGACCACUAUUGGCGAGAAUUUAUCGCGCGCUUCAUCGCAGUCCUCGGGGUUUGAGUCACAAAACGACCGCUUGAAUGUCUCCCGUGAAAACUCGUUCACCAAUGAAGGCAACGACAUUGCGGCGCAUCCUCCUACAGUUGCAGAAGUCCCACGUGGUUUCCAGCCAAUUGACACUGGCAGCCGUUCGGCUUUCUCACCACGCCCGUCGCUUUUGUCCAACCCUCAAUUAGCAGCUCCGUUGACAGCAAGUUGUGGCUUGGCAUCACCUGCCGCCAGCCAAGCGCCAUCGGAAUUAUGGGGUGCACCCGCUCAAAGAAACGGACUCGGUGGUCUGGAUAUUUUCAAUUUGCGCAAAAUAAAUGAUGAACUGCCACUGCCCACUCACAAAUAUAAACGCGGUGAUCUGCUCAAAAAGUGGAAGGAGAGCCAAAUGAUUUCCUAACCGCUAGACAAUCAGCUGAUUUCAUACACAUGACUGUUUUUACCACCUUAUACUGAAUAAUUUUCAUUUAAUUUAUGAUAACUAAGAAAUUUUUAGUUUAGUUAAAUUUAUACAUAUACAUACAGUUAAGUUUGCGCAGAGCCAAAAGCGAAGUGUAAUUUAUUGUUUAGUUAACAAGAUAAUCGUAAUUUUUUACUGUUGCAAAUAGCACAAUUGUUUUACAGCAACGUUGUACAUACAUAUAUAUUAUUAUAUUUUUACUGUUUAAACAAAAGACGCUACAAGAACGCAAUGAUUGAAAAACACACAAAGUUGCGUUAAAAUAAUUUUGAGUUGCUGACAUAAUACUGACUACAUUAAUGGUUGCAUUAGUGGUUUCGGAUUGUAAUUUUAUUUUUGAAGUUCUAGUUGUAAUUGUAAACUAAGCACUGCCAUGUAAACUGAUUUAUAAAUUGUUUCUACAAGUUGUUGACAUGUUCAAACAAAUGUCUUAAGGAAUAAAGGCUAUCUUCAGAUUUUCAUAAAAUAA
Molecule: messenger RNA, 3014 nt
Organism: Zeugodacus cucurbitae (melon fly)
Lineage: Eukaryota; Metazoa; Arthropoda; Insecta; Diptera; Tephritidae
Exons: 4
Coding region: 116-2485 (789 amino acids)
Biological process (GO): nuclear migration along microtubule
Cellular component (GO): nuclear membrane
Molecular function (GO): lamin binding; actin filament binding
Source: RefSeq, a predicted model, not a curated record